UAGUUCUUCACCCUGAACCUGCGCUAGUCGAAACCCUUGAGGCGCCGAGGCCCCGUCGCGCAAUUUCACUCGACGUGCCCCGAACUCAUCAUUAGAGAUGAAUGUUGAGAGGCUCCAAAAGAUGGCGGGUGCUGUCCGCACUGGUGGAAAGGGAAGUAUGCGCAGGAAGAAGAAGGCCGUUCACAAGACAACGACGACUGAUGAUAAGAGGCUUCAGAGCACGCUGAAGAGGAUAGGGGUGAAUGUCAUUCCUUCAAUUGAAGAAGUCAACAUAUUUAAAGAUGAUACGGUGAUUCAGUUUCAGAGCCCUAAAGUGCAAGCUUCCAUCGCAGCCAAUACAUGGGUUAUUAGCGGAUCCUCACAGACAAAGAAACUACAAGAUUUGCUACCAUCAAUCCUCAACCAGUUAGGGCCUGAUAAUUUGGAAAACAUCAAGAAGCUUGCAGAGCAGUUCCAGAAACAUCCACGUGGCGCCACUACUGAAGUUGGCGGCGUCAUCCUAGAAGAAGACGACGACGAGGAUGUUCCGGAGCUUGUUGGAGAGACAUUCGAAGCAGCUAGUGAGAACCAAACAACAGCUGCUGCGUAAGAGUUAAAAGGCCUUUCGUUAAACACUUAUAUAUUCUCUCAGCCUUUGUACCCCUGAUAUAUAUAUAUGUAUGAACUGCUGCUGUUUUUUGAUUAACCGUUAUUUGUAGCCAUUCUAUGAACAGCAGCUUCCAUGUGAUUUUGAUUUUUAAUUAUGUUUUUUUUUUAUA
Molecule: messenger RNA, 758 nt
Organism: Phalaenopsis equestris
Lineage: Eukaryota; Viridiplantae; Streptophyta; Magnoliopsida; Asparagales; Orchidaceae
Product: basic transcription factor 3-like
Exons: 6
Coding region: 98-589 (163 amino acids)
Cellular component (GO): nascent polypeptide-associated complex; cytosol
Source: RefSeq, a predicted model, not a curated record